AUGCACCAUAUUUUCCAAUUUUAUUGCCACUUUUUAAAUAUUGAAGAAAAAAUAAAUAGUUAAUUAGAUUAAUAUUUUAAUUUCAAAAAUAUCGGAAAAUUACAAAAAGUCUGUAUCGUAUCAACUCUGAUGAAUAAAGAGGAAAUUAGAAGGAUAAAAUAAAGAAAAUAUGAAAUAAUAAGAAAUGAAUUUACAAAUAAUAAAAGUAAAAGUAGAAAUUAAAAAAUUAUCUAAAUUAAUAAAGAAAUUAAGCAAAAUCACAAGCACAAAAUUAAUAAAAAAAAGAAAAAUAAAUCUAAUAAAAAGCUAAAAAGAUAUUUAGUUUUAUUGUUUUAAAUUCAUUAUUAUAUUCAAAAUUAUCACAAUCCAAAAUAAAUAAAAUGUUUUUACUUGAGAUUAAGUUUCAAAUUUGAGAGAUUAGUGCAGUUUGCUAAACAAGAACCUAAGCCUGAUGUACCUUAAUCACCAAUGCUAUUACUCCUUUUUAAAUAUUAAAGAAAAAAUAAAGAGUUAAUAGUUAGUUAGAAGGAUAAAAUGAAGAAAAAAUAUGAAGAAAUAAUAAAAAUAAAAGCAAAAUUUGAAAAUAAAAAAUGA
Tetrahymena thermophila SB210 is the source of this 594-nucleotide messenger RNA. RefSeq lists its product as hypothetical. The record is from RefSeq and is a predicted model, not a curated record. NCBI's taxonomy places the organism in Eukaryota, Ciliophora, Oligohymenophorea, Hymenostomatida, Tetrahymenidae. The transcript has a single exon.